Salpingoeca rosetta is the source of this 306-nucleotide messenger RNA. RefSeq lists its product as uncharacterized. The coding region runs from base 1 to 306 and encodes 101 amino acids. The record is from RefSeq and is a predicted model, not a curated record. The transcript has 2 exons. NCBI's taxonomy places the organism in Eukaryota, Choanoflagellata, Craspedida, Salpingoecidae.
AUGGGGAGAUCGGCAGUUGGUGUUCGCAUGUGCGUGAGUGGCGCGCAGGCCAGCAAGGUGCUGAUAAACACGGCCACGUGCUCACAGCCCAGCACGCGGCAGCAGCUUCGCACCAUGCUCGUUGGUCGCCAGGAGGAGGAGGACGAACGUGGCGAUCGUGGAGCACAGCAGCAGCAACAGCUGGCACGCUGCCUGGAGAACACUGGUCAACUCACCCAGUCGGAGGCUGGUCUCAUUCAGGAUGGCUUUGGAUCAGUGCAGCGCUUCAGUUCUGCCACGCAGCACUCGCUGCUCGCAUGCAGGUAG